Anarrhichthys ocellatus (wolf-eel) is the source of this 10240-nucleotide messenger RNA. RefSeq names its product ATG10 autophagy related 10 homolog (S. cerevisiae) (gene atg10). The transcript has 6 exons. Lineage: Eukaryota; Metazoa; Chordata; Actinopteri; Perciformes; Anarhichadidae. Gene Ontology annotation, cellular component: cytosol. Gene Ontology annotation, molecular function: Atg12 conjugating enzyme activity. Gene Ontology annotation, biological process: autophagy of mitochondrion; autophagosome assembly; protein lipidation. The coding region runs from base 5134 to 5889 and encodes 251 amino acids. The record is from RefSeq and is a predicted model, not a curated record.
AAACAUUAGGUUUAGGCAACACAACAAACGUUAGGUUUAGGCAACACAACAAACGUUAGGUUUAGGCAACACAACCAUAACCCUAAAACCACAAAGCAGUGUUGAAAAGCGGCCUUGUUGUUGGAAGUCCUAUGUUUGUUGGACCAAUCCAGCUCCCUUCCCGCAAACCAAAAGUGGUCUUUUUGGAUAUUAAAAACUAUUUCACUUGCUCUGACUGUUGCUUAGUCACAUGGAUGCAUUUAAUUUGUGUCCACCAUGAAAAAGAUGAUUUGUCUGUACAUGAAACCAAUAGAUUGCAUUACCUGACCAUUUCACAACCUAACAUGAUACUGGGCUCUAAUAACACCACUUUAGGAGUAACGGUAGUCAGACGGCGGUACCACGGUUUCACACUCUGUGGCUCACAGAAUCGCAGGUUAACAAGCAUAUCGGAGAACUAUGGUGUUCUUCAGGUAACGAAACCAACGCUGAAGGAUCUCUCUGGUAUUUGGUUUGUCUGGGGCUCAUUCUAAUCUAAUUAAAACAAUUCCUAGUUUCAGGUGAUUAUACAGUAAUUUGUUAUGAAUUGUAUAUUCCAUUUCUGCCAAGAGAUCCCCCGAAAUGCUACACACUGGCCCUUUAUGGCCAAAAAUGAUCCUUUUUUGUUAAAACAAUUCGUUAUAAGCACAAGUAUGAAAUCCUCAUGAAAGUCAUACGUAAUUACACUCGUGAAAAAGCCUCAGCGUGGCUUCACACCAGCCUUAAAGUGUCUCACACGGUGGUUACAGACCUACCAUGAACAAGCCAACUAGUUCAAAUAAGAGUGAAUCAACAUGAUUGGGUAAAAUGGCAUUGUGGGAGUUGUAGGAAGUUUCACCUUUUUGACGCAUCCCUUCCUUGCUAAAUAGACUGAAGUUAAGUGAACCUACCGUCCCCGUCCCCCGUCCCCCGUCCCCCCUCUGAGCUCAGGGUUGUUCUAGCAUGUUCCUGUCCAGAACCCUGAUGUGUCCUUCCCAUGCGUCUACUUCUGGAACCCAGAGAAACCCUCCUGCUUCUCACUGUCAGCAUUAACAAAGACAAUGUCCAACUCUUCUGGCAGUCUCGUCAUGCUUCAGUUUCUCCUCUUUCUACAUGGUGAGCCUGUUUACUUUUUUUACAACUUUUGGAUUGACAGAUAGAGUUCUUCUGUGGUACUUGCUUUUGUUUUUAUUUUUUCUUCUCUGUGUAAAUGCUGUGAGAACAAAUGUAUAUAUUUGAUUUUAAAAAGACGUGUUGGAUUUCAGUUUUGUUUUCUCCGUCUGAUGGUUUAUGUGUUACAAAAGAUUCCGAACUAAAAAACUGCUGUGUUGCUCUUUGCCCUCGGUACAGAACUGCCUGAUCAAACUGGGUGGGAGUGUCUCAGAGACGUAGUGUUGACGUGUUUUUCGACGUGGAAACUGUUACAUUUUGCUUGAUUGAGAAAAAAAAAAAAAAAAAGUGUUCAUGUUUAGUUUCUUUUGACUAUUUCAAUAAAUGGCUUAUUUUGCCAUGUCUCUCACUGAGGUCUUUUGUGUCCGUCCCCUAAAGUGAGACUGUGACUUUUGCUGGACAGCCACCGCUGUGACCGCAAGAUGCAACUACAAUUUAACGGAACAUUCAAUUCAUCUUUAUUUUCAAAGAUAUUCUUUAGGCAGGACGGAUUCUACUGAGCCCCUGAGGUUUACUUUACCAAAGCACAAAAAGGGGUUCACCCUAAAAUCAAAAAAUAUAUAUUUUUCAUCUUACCUGUAGUGUUAUUUAUCAAUCUAGAGAAGCUCAUCCUCAGCUGGGCUGUGAUAUUAGCCAGCGGAGUAGAUGCACACUUCCUUCUGCCCAGUGAUACGGUUGUUUGGUAGAAAGAAAGAAGUUCCUACACCAAACUGCUCACAACAAGGUCUGUGGGUUUGUCUUCAGUAACCAGCUCAUGGGUUCUGGAAAGAGACAUUGCUGUUGAGUUUUUUCAAUGUAUGUUUGAAGUCACACAUACACUGAUGCUCUUCCUCUGCCCAUUACAGUGGUGCAGGGAUGACUUCUUUAUGAAGGCCAAGUUCCCACAACAAAAAGCCAAUUGGAUUUUUCCAUCUGAUUUUUGAUCAUUAGUUCAGCAAGAUCAUUUUCACGAAUGACCACCACUUCUUUUAUUUUUGAAUACAAUGGGCAGCAGCAAAAAGCUAACGUUAUAGGAUUUGUAGUCUCAUUUUUUUUAAGACACUUAAAAGCUUCAAAAUGAAUGAGAGGCGUGUCUACUGAGGUAUUUAUAUCGUAGAACAAAACAAUAAAUAGUUUGUGUUAACUGAGAAAAUAUUACAACAAAAAAGAGUAACAACCAACAUAGAAUCCAUUUUGCUAACAUUACUUUUUUGAUAGUGGACACAGAGAUUAUUUCAGGCAUUGAACCAAAAACCCGCUGACCCUUUGGUUUGCUAAGAAGGGCAGUGGAUUUUGGCUCAAAAUGUUACUGAUUAUGACCAUAAGUCAUUUCACUACAUUACUGGAAAGUCACCUCAAAAUGCAUUGGAACACGUUCAUCAUUUUGUCAUAUUUGAACUGUCAUUAAAUAAAAUGACCCUGACUAUGACCAUGUCAAAUUGAAUGUGAAAAUUGAAGGGAAAGGCACAGUAACACAUUUUGAUUUCCUCAUGUCUGAGCUGGCAAACUAUCUGAAACUGGCAAACCUCAUAAAGAAGUUAUAUAUAUUAUAACUUCUUAUAUGGGCAAAUCGAUAAUGGGUUCCAAUCCAUUUACCAGUAACUCAAUUUACAGUGAAACUAUUUAUGGUCAUAAUCAGGAAGAUUUUGAGCAGAAAUCCAUUGUGCUUCUCAACAAACCUGUAUGGAAAGGUUUUGUAUCAAAUUAGGACCUCUUUGGUGACGUCACAUUAAAUAAGACUUGUUUUGUAUUAUGUGUAAUAUAAUGUGAGACAUGAUGGCUGUAGUGAGUAUUAAAGGGAUAGUUCAGGUGUUUUGUAUUAUAUAUUCAAAAUUACAUUUUGUUACCUUACCAGCAUGAUUAGAUGUGCAUUGAAAUCCACUGAAGAUGAACAAUUAUUCAGCCUAAAUAUCAGUGUGCUCUCAGUCCGCAUCUCAUAUCCCCACAUUUAUAUAUGGAAUUCAUUUUUUUAAAUAAAAGGUUCCCCAACAUAUUCACCGGGUCUGUAAUAACAAACAGUUUAUACCCUUUGACCAACUAACAGUAUCUUAACUGAGAACAAAGUUCUUCAAACACCAUGUUCCACCCAAAACAAAAGAAGUACAUUAGAAGAUAAGCAAUGAUUUUUACCCUUCCGGUGAAUUUUUCAGAUUUAGGUUUCAGCUUUGAGAGUAAUGAGUUUAUUCUGUAAAGGUGAUAUUGAAACAGCUUCUCUUUGUUGCAUGCUCCAAAACCCAGUUAUUCUGGGAAAAAAUUCUGGGAAUGAUUAAUUAGCAAAUCCACAGAAAUACUGAUCAUAGUAGCAUUAUUUUACGUGUAUAUUAUUUUAUGUGAAGAAAAAAAAUCGACCAAAGGAUAUAUGUUUUUGUAAUUUUAGCUGAAUUCUUUAUUCAUAAGGCAACAUUUCUAAAGACCCCACCCUUCUGCAUGUGCUACUAUGAAACUCAACUCUAUAUAGUCCUUGAAAUGAAUGAAAUCCAAAUAUGCCAAAAGGUUCUAUAUAUUACCAGAAAACUAUUUUUAUUUUUAGGAUUUAUUAUACUCAUAUAAUCAUUUUUAAAAUUGUGUUAUUGUGUGUGUGAAUGUGUUAAUGUGGUAUCUGCUCAGUUAGAUAACUUCAUCAUUGAAAUGAUUGCCUUAUUGUUUGUGAAUCCAUCUUGUGAAGUGACGACACAUUCUGGCGCUGACAUGUUUCUACAGUAGAGCCGCAGCUCUAAUGCGCUAUUUGCUGCCAUCUAGCGACAAGCAACAAGACAAACGACAGUUCGAAGACCAACGAAUGACACAAGAUACAUUGAAUUAAAUCUAUAUUAUACAAAGAGGUUUUUAAACAUUUGGGCAAUUUUGACAAUCCUUCCCUUAUGAAUCUGUUAUUUGACAGAUCUGUAUAAUCAUUUUAAAGGGUGACGGUAGUAGUCACGUGAUCUCCCGACCCGGAAGUGAAACGUUGGUUCUGCAGCUGCUGUUCCUUCGUGUGACUCGUCCAGCAGUACGAGUGGAAUACAAAGUGUCCGGUGUCUGUUGCUCUGUGUUUGUGUGUUUGAAGAGCUUCGUUUGGGUCGGAACCUCCCGUCGGCCACACGGUGACGUCACGCCGCGUCACGUUCUACGCAUGCGCUGAUGACUUCGUGUAACGUUAAGGGUUCAUCGGUACACACACAUUCCCCCGUCGGUAGCAGAGAUUAAGGUGCAUUGCGCAAGUACUGAACUGCAUUCUGAGGUACUUGUACUGAAGUAUUUUUACUACUUUAUACUUCUGCUUCACCACAGUUCCGAGGGAAAUAGUGUACUUUAUACUGCACUACAGUUAUCUGACUGCACAGUACUAUUCAGAUUAAGAUUGCACAUUAAAAAAAUGAACAGUUUAUAAAAUAUAUAUAUUUUAUAAAUACGCAACAGUGUUUAAAGUAUUUAAAAGAAGCUACACUUCCGCCAGCAACAAUACUAAAGUGCUGCCUGUACUUCAAUGUUAAUAUAAUAUCUAUGAAAGAGGCCAUUCUGCACAAUGACUACUUUUACUGGAGCAAAACAAGUAAAACCUUCUUCUACUGUCAAACGCAGUAGAAGAAGGUUUAUAUACUGUAUGGGCCUACAAAAAAGAUGAUGAAUCAUCAGAAUGUCUCUUUGCUGUUAGAGAUAGAAUGCAGGGACAGAUCCUCACCGAGUACAGGCUCAGUGACGCACUUCCUCCUGAAAUGUCAAAUGUUCACUGAAGUAGGGAACACCUAUUUGGACAAAUUCAACUCUGUAAUACCAGAUUUUCAGAGAUAUCUCCAGAUGUAAUAUACUCCUAUUAGGAAGAGAAGGUAUAUCUUGCUGAGCAAUAGUUAUCAACAUGUUACAGACACUCACACACAAAGACAGACACAUACAAGCGUUUGUUGAAAUGUAACUGUAAAACUGUAUGUAUAUCAUAUAACAACGGUAAUGUAUUACUAGUCAUACCACUCAUGUACCUCCCCCCCUCCACCGUGUCCCCUUGCAGAGAUGAGCCGCUGUGUGCUGGAUGAGGAGAGCUUCCGUCUCUGCUGCAGGCUGCUCCUGCAGCGGUCGGAGCAGCUGAGAGACGGCUGGAGCUGGAAGGCCGUCCAGGGUUCGGAGGAGGGCUACCUGAGGAAGACCGCUCUCAGGUCGGUCGUCAUCGACCCAAGCCCGGCUCGUGACCAGGAAGGAUCUGGUUCGGACUCGGAGCCACGUACUUCCUGUCAGUCCUGUCCCGAUCAGCAGGGACGGGAGAAGGAAGAGUCUACUCUUGUUGCCUCAGUAGAUACUGACCGCGUUAGCGGUGCCAUAGAUGAUGAUGAAGAUGACGGGGUCUGUACAGUGUCUGGAGGCAGCAGCCAGGUGCUUCAGUACGAGUAUCACAUCCUGCACUCCUGCAGCUAUGCUGCUCCUGUGCUCUACUUCAGAGCCUUCACUCAGGAGGGGAGGAGCCUGUCGUUGGAGGAGGUGUGGAGCUCCGUCCAUCCCAGCUUCAGGCUUCGGCUUCAGAGCAGCCCUCUGAAUACCAUCACUCUGCAGGAGCAUCCUCUGCUGGGUCAGCCCUUCUUCAUGCUCCACCCCUGCAGGACAGAGGAGUUCAUGAGGCCCGUGCUGCAGGCUCAGGACCAACACAGACCGGUGAACUACGUGCUGUCGUGGCUCAGUGUUGUGGGUCCUGUGGUGGGUCUGGACGUCCCUCUGAAGUACUCCACCCAGCUCUGUCCUGCAGCCUCGCCCGGCAGCAGCACCGAGCCAAACUAAGGCUGUCGGCAUCCCCGUGGAGUCUCUCUGUACUGAGGCUGGAUUAUGAACCGGGCAACUGCCCCGGUGCCCGAAAUCCUCAGAAGCGCUGAAGACACAGGGUUGUUAGUGUGUCAUAUUUUUUUGUGUUCAUUUCAUUUCACAAAAAAACCUGAAAUAGUAAUAAGGGCCUUGGGUAUCUUCUGCGUUUGUACCUGAUCUGGAGGUUGUGUUUUGUAGAGGGCCCCUGUGUCAAAAACGAGUUUCAAUACUUGUAGUAUUACUUAAGAUAUUAUGUGUACAUGGGGCAUAUUCCUAAAGAAAUGAGAGAAUAUCUCUUGCCUCCACACAGCUCUCAAUGGCGAUAGCUGAGCCGGUGUCAAGCAGCUAACGGUGAUAACUGCGCUAACUGUUCAAGCAACGCUAACAGUGCUGACAGUGUUUACCUGGGGCACGAUCACAUGCACUAACAUGCACUAAAAGCACACGCGGCCGGCCUGGCUGUGUAAACCUAGCACAGAGAAUCUGUGAUUCUGAGGGAGAGGCAUUACUCUCUAUAUGUUCACAUAGAUAAUAGUUGUUUAAUUCUAUAUUAAUUCUCUGAAUACCGUAAAGAGAACCUUCGAAGAAGCAAAUUAGUUUAAAUAUGUUUUGUAUACCCUUCAUACCAACACAGAACAAUUGCACCAUGUCCACAUCAACUGAGAUAAAACAGAAUUUGCACACAUCGUAAUGAUCGCUGAGCAUGAGCUGUGUAAAUCUGUCUGGUUCAGUGAUCAGGUCUCAGGAGGACAUAUUGUCCCUCAUGCUUAAUCUGCCCCACACAGGUGUAGUUUAUUACUCAGAUUAAUGUCAGACUUUGUUGUGAAUUGUCAUUUCCUGAGUGUGGAUAAGUGUUUGGAAGAGAUAGACAGAGGAGGAAGAUUUAAAAAAAAAAAAAGAACGAACACAGUGUUCGGUAUACUGGAGCGCAUGAGGUGAUUAAAGCACACCAGAGUAGGGGAAGGAGGGAUGUAACUAGCAGCUGCAAAAUCUCUCAGCCAGUUGAACAAUUGCUAAAUUGAACAAUUCUCCUGUGUUAAAAACGAUUGAAUUCCUACAUUAAAUAAGUAUGAGUGAUAUGUCGUCUCAAUGGUCUCAAACUGCUCAGGACGGGGCUGACCAACAGUAAACAGGAGAAUAUGCUAUGAAGCACAAACUUAGGCAACAGCAGGGAGAGGCAAUCGCAGCCCUGAAGGACAACUUUAGCUCCAAAUAGUUCUGACUCCAAUUAAUGGGGUCAAAUUGGAUAUCAAAGAGAGACUGGGGCAGGCAGAAAAUCAGAUGAUGACAUAGAGGACGAUAAAACGAUAAUAAAGGGUGUAGAAACAGGUGUCUGAACUCCCAUCCAAAACAAAUGAGCUGGACAACUGGAAUUGACGCUUGUGACUCUUGAAUCCCAAAGGGCAAUUCAGUUGCUUUGCUGGAAAAGUGACUACUUGACAUCCUGGGUCCGGAGACCUUCCCUGCUCCACUGAUUAUCUCAAAGGUCUCAAAGGCCGCCGGGUGCACUGCAAUCCUCAGCUCUGCAAAUCAUGAUAAUCAAGACAAGAUCCGAGUCAUGCAGGUAGGUUAGAAGACCUGUCCACAGAACCCAACAAGAAGAGGAAGCUCUUUGAUGAAGAUGAACAAGCCCUGAAGGUUGAUUCAUCUAAACUGCUAAAUGAAGGUGGUAUCACGAGGGGAAACCCACAUGUUCGCUGACCCUUCAAGCGUUUGUCAAAGAUCUGCUAACCUAGCGGGCUCGUCAGUGACUUACCAGACGAUGUGAACGCUUAACUUGAACUAAUGAAAGGUAUCGUUUCUACUUGAAGGGCUUUGUUGCUGUCCUGUAGCUAUUGCUGGUAUUCUAGUUUGUUAUGAUGGGUUACGCACCGAUUCUCUUUUCUGUCCCCUUAAAAACAUUGAGUAUCUUUAGAAAACCCAAAGGGUGAUGAUCCUGAUUCACAGAUCUGCAUGAUAAACCACAUGAUAAACAAGGUAGAUGUCUGAUAUCUGAUUGUACUAAUUCGUAAAUGAUCUGAACCUGUGUGAUCCUUUGAAGAGUUUCAACUCUGAUAUACUAGAAUUAAAGGUUACUCCUCCGCUUUUAAAUCAUACAUCGAUCAUAUCUUUUCCAGCACUAUGCUCUUCUCUGUGGUACAUUGUAAUCCUGAGGAAACAAACUGAAACUUGUACUGCGACAUUAGUAAAAGAUAUGCAGUGAAAAGCUCAGUAUGUGCAAAUAAACAAUGAUAAAUGACUUCACACACGGGGCUCCACAAGGUUCAGUGCUGGGUCCAAAGUUGUUUGUAUUGUAAAUCAAUAAUAUUUGCAUUCUGUCCGAAAUUACAAAUAAAAACAAACACAUUGCAAAUACAAAAAUUAAUCCAUCUUAUAAAAAUGAACAGGGAGUGUACAUUGCUUGAGACCGUGGUUUAACAUUUUGAACUCAUUGUGAACAGUGUUUUCCUCAUAAUACAACAGACCUGUUGUCUCUGUGUAAAUCCAUAUCUUUAGUAGUCACUGACCUCGAGUCUGAUGGUCUUUAUGACUUGCUUUUACCUGACAAACACACAUUUGUGUGUUUUGUAUAUCUUUGUAUCAUGUCUUUACCUUGUACUGUUUGCUAUGGUGCUUUCCUUGUUUUGACCUGCCAUGGGACUACAGAUGCAAAUUAGCUUAAAGCUAUGAUGGUCCCUUUUAAAUAAAAAUAAAAUGUUUGCAGAACUUCCUCUGUUACAUCAUAAAAAAGACAUAUCAAGACUGGACUGAAAAGGAAGCACUAAUCCAGAAUUUGACCAAAUCCUAAAGACCUCGUGGGUUUGACUCUUGGUUUUCAGAGAGAUGUUGUUAUACAGUAUACUGAUUCAAUAUUAAAUACUAUUGUCAUACAAGUGAGGAAUGUUACAGUGACAGUUUGUGACUGUGUGUGUAUUGAGGUCUUCAGUAUGGCUGGCUGAAGCUCCAGCUGCACUGUACUGUGUUUUGGUCUGAGGUGAACCUACAGUCCAGGCCACGCCACACCAGACGACUGAGCCGGGCUCGGGUCGGACAUGGGCUCAUUUCACUUUUUUCUUUCCAUUGUGCCUGUAUACGCCUCUCACACAUAUGCUGGUUGGUGAAAUAAUACACCAUUAACGAGGAAAACAGAUUACUUACUUAUCUCUUCUUUUAAGAGUACAUUGUUUGAGUUUAUUAAACAUUUGCGGCAAUCCCAGCGCAGGAGAAACUAUAAAUGUGUCUUUCGCUUUAUUCAUUAAUUUUUCAUGAUACAACUGUCACUGCAUCCCACAAAUAAAUGUGCUUCUAUUAUCACAAACUUCCUAAAGACGCAAAUAAUUUCACUGUAACUGUGUGUGUCUAUCAGUGCUGAUCUUUGUGAAUUGGACUGUUUUUGCACUGAAGCUCAUUUGCAUAAAAAGGGCCAAAUUUUGCUCCAAUAGUGUGAAUAUAUAUUGUAAUUACAUUUGAACGUGAAAACCCAACUAGGGACAAUAGUUUGUAAAGGAAAUAGGGUUAAACUCUCUGUAGCACACACAGUGUCAUGCUUUGUAUUGAAACUAUGUUAAAUUACAUUAUCCCUAUUAAAUAAAAAUCUAAUGUCUGAAUAAAUUAAAAAAGGAGCACUGACACACUAUUGCUUGGCAGCACAGUUAGAGGUGCUUUGAGAACUACACAGUUUCUUUACGUCUUAUUCGCAGAACAAUCCUUUCGUGAAUUCACUCCUGAAUCUUCAUACAAAACGGCAUUCUUCUCACUUACUUGUUUGAGGGUUUAAAUAUUACAUGAGACCAAGAAUGGCCCAGCGUUAAAAACACAGGCAGUAAGUCAGUGCAUUGGUGCAGCAGGGAUCCGCUGCAGAGGGAAACGGUCCAGCAGAACCCCCUGGAUCCAGCAGAGCCUCAUUUAACCUUCAUCUGGUUCCGACUUCGGUGUGUUUUAAAAAGUCUUCCUUUCUGAUUGAAGUAUUGGUUUAAUACAUUGUUCACAUUUAGAUUUCAGGAGGAGUUGCCCUCCUGUCUGUCAACACAGGUUUAUUGGUAGUGAACGUAGUAUACAGGGUCUCCACAGAGGAUCAGACCCGUUGUCCUUCUGUAGUCUCUAAUUUCUAUUGUGGAGAGACAUGGGCCAGGUGACGUCUGUGCAGGACUGUUGGAUGAAGACCGACCAGACUGGCUGCUGACACAGUGGGUAGGAGGAUCGGAUAUCAACGCGACUGACUGGAUUUUCCCAGAAUUCUGUGCAGCUCUGGGGACAUGAGGAAAGGUUUCUCUGAACUACCAUCAUGUCUCUCCAAGUCAUCACCUGGUUGGAUCGAUUAAAUGGAGGGACAGAUCAAAUGGAAGCGUGG